This is a messenger RNA of Callorhinchus milii (elephant shark), 1248 nucleotides long. RefSeq lists its product as uncharacterized. Gene Ontology annotation, biological process: negative regulation of epinephrine secretion; positive regulation of cortisol secretion; negative regulation of glucagon secretion. Gene Ontology annotation, cellular component: extracellular region. Lineage: Eukaryota; Metazoa; Chordata; Chondrichthyes; Chimaeriformes; Callorhinchidae. Gene Ontology annotation, molecular function: corticotropin-releasing hormone activity. The transcript has 3 exons. The record is from RefSeq and is a predicted model, not a curated record. Bases 206 to 778 code for a protein of 190 amino acids.
GAGACACAAUACGAAGGGCGCCACAGUGCAUGUAUGAAUGUAGAACUUUAUUUCAUUCUUUCUGAGCAGUUGUAAUGGAAUAUAGAAGGAGUGAAAUAGCCUCUCCAGUAAUCUUUUCAUGUAAAGUGGACAGAUGCAGUGUUGAGGAGUUACAGGUAAACAGCUUUCUAUAUAUAAAAGAUUGCGAUUUGCAGCACCGUCCUUUAUGCAGUCGCGACAAUUCCAGCACUCGCACCGUAAGAGGGAAAAGCCAGGAAAAAAAACACUCCAGCAAGCUCGCAAAUCCAAGACCUGUUUAAGACACUCGUGGAAAAUGAAUACACUCGUCUUGGCAAUGUCCCUGUUGGCAUUUACAUUCCUUCCUGCGAAAACGUUGCAUCUGUUAAGAAAUCCAGACCGGGAGAGGUUUGGCUCUCACAGCGACAAGGAGCUGGGUGUGGAGAGCCUGGGCUACAGUCUGCCUCUGUCUUUGAGGCACAGAUUGCUCCAACAUUUCUCUGCUCAGCCCUCGCCCAUCAGGGAAAGGGGGGAGCCGCCGUUGGUAAGUGAAUCUUUUACUCUGGGCUAUUUACACUCCAACCCCAGGAGCGCCGAAGCUGUUCCCAGAGGUAACGAUGAACUGUUGUCCAUCUAUCGCUCCAAGAGAUACAACUCCAAACCCAACUCUCUCGACCUCACUUUCCAUCUCUUGAGAGGGUACCUAGGCAUGGCCAGGGCUGAGAAGAUGGCCCGCAAAGCACAGAGUAACAGACUGAUGAUGGAAAGCCUAGGGAAAUGACAUUUAUCUAAUGGAAAUCGAGUCCAUUUAGGAUCCGUGUCCAAUAAUUAUCAUCAAUAUUGCAUAAUGCACGUUGCCUAUUAGAAAUAAAAUAGUAAAAAACAAUACUGUACUUCAACCCAGCAUAUGCAGUGUUUCCACCUGAUGGAUUACUCUUUCAAAUAAAGUGAAAUAAAGUGUACCAACAUGGCUUGUUUUUUUUACAAAGCUUUAGGUAAAAUUGCUUCAAAAUGACUUUAUUAUUUGUGACUUAUCUGCUGAUUUAGUUGGCUUCUCACUUCCUGGUUCAGAAGUGUAGAAUAUUACAGAAAUUGGUUACAAUGUCAAUUACUUAAUGAUAAAACAACAGCAACAACUUGGAUUUAUAUAGCACCCUUGUGAGUAGUAUGUCAGAGAGCUUAAACAAUGGUGGAGCGUGAUGCUGAGCCAAGGAGAGAGGGGAGGUGAUUGUAGGCACAGUAAAGAGGUAG